This is a messenger RNA of Adelges cooleyi (spruce gall adelgid), 4545 nucleotides long. Its product is annotated as activin receptor type-2B-like. The transcript has 9 exons. Bases 273 to 1898 code for a protein of 541 amino acids. Gene Ontology annotation, biological process: cellular response to growth factor stimulus; protein phosphorylation; activin receptor signaling pathway. The record is from RefSeq and is a predicted model, not a curated record. Gene Ontology annotation, cellular component: activin receptor complex; plasma membrane. NCBI's taxonomy places the organism in Eukaryota, Metazoa, Arthropoda, Insecta, Hemiptera, Adelgidae. Gene Ontology annotation, molecular function: activin binding; activin receptor activity; metal ion binding.
CUCAGGGGUCGACGGUCGUCCAUAUUGUUUUUGUUGUGAAAAAAAAUCUUCAAGAUUUGCAGGAUUAUCAUUAAAAUUGAUGUAUUUACUUAAAGAGUGCGUUUCGUUAAUUCUAGCGCAGCGUCCUAUGUUUCCUUAGGUGAUCAUUUCACCGAAAAAUGAACAAUGUUCACGUCAAACGCCGUCUGAGGGAAUUGUCUUGUUCUAUCCAACAUGAAUAUCAAAUUCUAAAUUGAAGAUUCACCUUAUUUUAAAUCAGAUAUUCAAACAAAAUGGAAAGAAGAAAUUGGCUGUGGUGGAUAUGCAGUACGCUAAUUCUAGCAACUAUAUGUAAUUGUGCUAGUCGGCGUGUUGAGACUACCAUUAUAAAAUGCGAUUAUUACAACCAAACAUUGUGCGAUUCUUCACACGGUGCAAAUGGUUGUGGAAAUGUCACACAAGAAUGUAGUCCUGGUGAUAAUGACAAAUCAUCAUCUUGUUUUGCCGUUUGGACAAAUAAUACUAAAACAAAUGAAAUAACUAUUAAACUCAAGGGAUGUUUCUUAAACAACGUGGAAUGUCUUGGUCAAAAACAGUGCAAAGCUAAAAAAGAAGAAAUCAAAACCAAUGGAUUUAUGUUUUGUUGUUGUGAAGGCGAUUUCUGCAAUCGAGAACUUUUUUGGGAACCUAUACCUAUUGUCCCCAAAAUUGAGCCAUCUGCACAACCAAUCCACGAUGAUGAUGAAUUAAUGUACACAUUGGUGUAUUCUAUUAUACCAUUAGCGGCAGUAGCCAGUAUGUUUCUAUUUAUCUACUGGGUGUACAAACGAAGGAAAAUUCCUCAAUUCUCUCAUGUUCCUUCGUCUGAUAGCUCUCAUUUGGGUAAUUGUUCUCCUGUACUUGGCAGCCGCCCCAUUCAACUAGUCGAAGUCAAAGCCCGUGGUCGUUAUGGUGCCGUUUGGAAAGCUCUCCAUAAAAAAGAUACAGUUGCCGUGAAAAUAUUUCCUCCCCAAGACAAAAAUUCAUGGUUGGUGGAACAAGAUAUCUACCAAUUGCCACAUAUGCAACACGACAACAUGUUAUCAUUUAUCGGAGCUGAGAAACACGCCAGUGCUAUUGAAGGAGCGAAAAACGAAUAUUGGUUAAUUACAGCUUAUCAUGAUUAUGGAUCACUUUGUGAUUAUUUAAAAUCUAAUGUACUGACCUGGGAUCAGCUUUGCCACAUCGCCCAAUCUAUGGCUAGGGGCUUGAUGCAUUUACACGAAGAGAUUCCUUCAGAACGUUCAGACCAGUAUAAACCAGCCAUUGCUCACAGAGAUUUUAAGAGCAACAAUGUCCUACUUAAACACGAUUUAACAGCUUGUAUUGCUGAUUUUGGUCUGGCUUUAGUGUUCCAGCCUGGCAAGUCCUGUGGAGAUACCCAUGGCCAGGUCGGUACACGAAGAUACAUGGCGCCUGAAGUAUUAGAAGGAGCAAUCAAUUUCUCAAGAGAUGCAUUUUUAAGGAUAGAUAUGUAUGCAUGUGGAUUAGUGCUGUGGGAAUUAGCUACAAGAUGUACUGCACAACAAGGUGCAAUUCCCGAUUAUCGUCUACCAUUUGAAGAAGAAGUUGGACAACAUCCUUCCUUAGAAGACAUGCAAGAAUGUGUGGUCCAUAAGAAACUAAGACCUGCAUUUAAGGACAGUUGGAAAUCGCAUCCAGGCUUAAUAGCUUUGUGUGAUACUAUGGAAGAGUGUUGGGAUCAUGAUGCAGAAGCCAGGCUGUCAGCAUCGUGUGUGAUGGAGCGUAUCACAUGGCAGUGUCGUCAAUAUAACGGUUCGACAAUAGCGCCAUUAGGACCAUCAGUUCCGCCCCCAAACAUAAUAAGUUUACCUGCAGCCAGAGUUGUGGUACAAAAGAACAACCCAAACUGGGACUGAAACCCAAUGAGCUGAGAACAAUUAUUAAAUGAAUACUCAAUUAGUAGGUAUGCAGCAGAAUGAUGUAUUAUAGUUGUAAUAACCAAACUGACUUAAAACCUUCUUAAAAAGUUUAAAGAUCACGAUUGUUAUACCAAAAAUUGGUAUAUUUAAUAAGGUUAUUGAUAUUCGCAGUUCUUUUUAUUCCUGCAAUAAUUUUUUUUUUUAUUAAUAUAGGGUUAAUAAAAACUAUGUGUUUAAUUUACUAUUUAAUUUUAACUUUUUUUAUACUAAAUUAUUAUUUUUAAGUAAAGUCGUACAUUAUUUUCAAGUGAAAUCCAUUUUAACUGUUUGAAAUUUCCUUGAAAAAAUUUGAAUGAUUUAUUUCGAUUUAUAUGAAAAUGUGUUACAAAUAUAGUUUAAAUAUAUUGAAUGGAUGAUAUAGAUGUGUUUACUUAUAUUAUUAAUUCAAUAAAAAAGGGUUACUUAUAAUUUUACCUUCCUGGAUAAAUUUCUUUUUUUAGCUGAAAAUUUUAAAUAUAAUCCGUUUUGAUCUUUAUUUUUGCUGUACUUUAAUUAUUCCUGACCCGGGACUAAAAAAAAAUUGUUUGAAUUUUACUUUCAUUGUUCUUACUACCACGCUUAGUUUCGAUAUUCUUAUUUCUACCUCAAACCUUCCAUCCUGUUAAAAGAUAAUAAUAAUAACAAUUUUGAAACUUGUGCCAAUAUCCUUAAGUGGCUUAUAAUAAUUACUAUGAAUAUAAGUUUUUUAAUAUGCAUUAAACAUUAUUUAGUUAUGAUAAUAAUUGAUACAUUUGUAAGUCCUUUGGAUAUUUUUAGUAAUAUUAUAAUUAUAUUUUAUUUUUUAAAAUACAUUUUCUUUUUGAAUUGUCUCCAUUAGACUCGUUUUAUUAUUGUUGCCAUGUUUGUUUAUUCUAGAUUUAAACUGUAAUUUACAUAGUAUUUUUUAAGAAAUAAAUAUAAAUUAUAUAUUCACAAUUAAAUUAUAUAUAUGUAAUUUAUAAUGAAAUUAAAAAAUAUUUAUAUUAAUUAUACAGAGCGUCUCAUGCUGUUGUGAUAAAUUUACAUAUAAUAUAUAUUAUGUAAUAUUGUCAAAACAGCUAGCAGACACGUUGCUUAGUGACACAAUUGAAUGACAAUUUUUUUGUUUUAUAUUUAAUAGGUAUAUAUGUUACGAUUAUUAUAAAAUGUAUUUUUCUUGUAGUAAUAAUUACCUUUCUAAAGCAGUAUUUAUUCAUAAAGAAAGAAUUGUGUCGUUAAAUAAUUUCAAAGGCUUAAUUCUAUACAAAAAAAACAUAUAUAUGUAUAAUAUUUAAAAUGUAUAACCUAUAAGUACUAAAUUUUAUAAAAUAGUUCCUUAAUUUUUUUAAUAUGUAUGUUCACUUUCUCCCUCUUAUAUUUUAUUGUUCCUUAUGAAAUGUCUUACGAAGUUAGUACAAUUACAAGCAAACGCUAAGACUGCUGCUUCAUAAACAAUAGUUGUUUACAUGAAAAAAAAAAUACUAAAUAAACUGCACAAGAAUUUUACUUAUUACGUAAAUGUUGUAAAUAGAAUAAUUUUAUGAUGGUUACUUGUAAAAUAUUAACAUAUAUUUUGUCGUUGUUGUUAAGGAUUAUAAAUUUUUUUAAUUUUUAAAACAAUGCAGACUUUAUUUUAUUAAAAUUAUAUAUAUAUAUAUACAUGUGUGUGUGUGUGUUUAAACAAACUUGUAUAUUUUUAUGUAGUAUCAAUAUAUUGUAUACAUAUACAGUGUGAUAUUUUUUAAGAUUAACCAUGCGGUAAAUCCUUGUGUAAUAACAAUGUUUUUGUAAGUCAUAGGAAAGUUUAAAUUAUCCUUUUUUUUUAUUAUUAUUAUAACUAUAAACGUUCAAUAAACUUCAAAAUUUGUAUUACACCAUGUUUAUACAUUAUGACUACUUAAUAAACAUAAAAGUUAUAGUUAACGAAAAAUUACUCGCAUGAUAACUUAAUUUAACACGGUUUUAAUAUAAAAUUGAGGAUUUUUUUUACCCCUAAGGUGAGAGUUUUGAGUUUAAGCUUAAGUAUAGUAUGUACCAAGAAACAAACGUUUUAAAAAGUUGGUUAUUCUGUAUGUACAUGUCCAUAAUAUUACGGCUUUUAAGCUUUCCUUUAUUUUUUUUUAUGGUACAGGGUGUGAAUAUUUUGAAUGUUAAAACGUUUUUGUCAAAAAUUUAUAAAUUUGAAUUAUUAUAUUUAUAUGUAAGUACUAUGGAAUGAAACGAAUAUAUAUAUAUUUUUUUUUAAAACAUUAAAAAAUGAAAACGCCCAACAUUUAUGAAUGAACUAAUAAAAAAAAAUUGUACCGAUAAUCGGUUUUUGGAGACUUUGAAGAAGCGAUAUACAAAUCAUUUUUUGGCGACGAAAUAUACAUCGCUAUUUACCUAUGUUGUAUAUUAUUUAAUAAAUUGGUAUAAGUGUGUCAAGGUCAUUAAAAAACGAUUAUUGUAUAAUUUACAGCCAAAUUAAAUAACAUUAUGCACUAUCGUUGAAUACAGUAAUAUGUGUCCCAACUCUCAUCGUUUUUAGUUGUUAAGUUGGAUUAAGUUUAAUGGAGUAUUUACGUACAUAUUAAUACAUGUUGUAUACAUAAAAUUGUAAAUAAUAAGUAUUAUAAGUAGAUAUCAA